GUGGAGUGCAAGUGUCCGCAUCUAUGAGAAAAUGAUUCACAACGUAGUCAAUAUCUGCCAUUCAACGAAUUAAGAGAGGCAAUUAUUCUACGAUUACAAUGGCUGAAGUUCAGGUACGGGUGCUGUAUGACUUUGAAGCCCAGCCAGGGACAGGGGAGAUGUCCUUAAGAGAAGGAGAAAUUCUAACAGUGACUCGGCAAAAUGUUGGGGACGGCUGGUGGGAGGGUACCAAUGCACUGGGGGAAGCUGGGCUUUUUCCUGCUGCAUACACAGAGGAGGUGAGCAGCGCCCCGCCGUCCAUGCCUCCUCCUAGUCUGCCUCCUGAGUACAAAGCUGCCUCUGCCUCAUCUUGGGAUGCCUGGGAGUCCAACACUCCUGCUAACACUGCCCCUCCACAGCCUCACAACACGGCAUUUAAAGGGCAGCAGAACUACGAUGCAGACGACUGGGAUGACGACUGGGACGAUGAUGACGACUCUGAAGGCGGGGGUGCGGCGGGCGGGGGGGAGGCGAACCACGCCCAUGGGGGGAGCCUGGCACACAGGGGGCAUGCAGGCACCCACGCCCCCCUCACGGACGCUGCUAGCAUGGCAGGUACGGCGCGCGUUGCAGUGUCGGAGGUGGAGCGCGUGUACAUCGACAAGGACAGCGAGGGAGUGCACUGGAGGCCGCGGUCCGCUCCUCUCACCUGCGCCAUCUCAUCACCCAAGAAGGAGAGCAAAUUCCACGGCAUGAAGAGCUUCAUUGCUUACACCAUCACCCCCUCCAGCACGAACGUGUCUGUGUCGCGGCGCUACAAGCACUUCGACUGGCUGCUCGAGCGGCUGCAGCACAAGUUCCCCCUCACGCCCGUCCCUCCCCUGCCGGAAAAGCAGAUUUCAGGGCGUUUCGAAGACGACCUCAUUGAAUACCGCAUGACGAUGCUGCAGUCUUGGAUAGACCGCAUCUGCAGGCACCCUGUGCUGUCGCAGUGCGCCGUCUUCACGCACUUCAUCCACGCGCCCAACGACGAGAAGGCCUGGAAGGCGGGCAAGCGCAAGGCUGAGAGCGACAAGCUCGUCGGCAACAUGUUUUACGAGGCCAUCCAGCGGCCUGACGAGCCGCUCGACCUCGUCAUCACAGAGAACAAAAUUGAAGGUCAGAGUCAGUUUUUCAUGCGGUUGGACGAGUCAGUGAAGUCCUUGCAUGCGACCUGCCAGGAGCAGACCAAGAAGCACCAACUCGCUUACAAGAAAGACUUUGACAAAAUUGCUCAUGCUUUCAUCAAGCUCAGCAGGGCCUUUGAUACUGACCCUGAGAACCGAGCUCCACAGCUGACGGAGGCACUACACUUCGUGGGCGACACGUACACCAAGAUCGGCGUCAUCUAUGAGGAGGAACCGCGCCAUGACUGGGAGCCGCUCGGCAACCUCCUCUACGAGUACCGCGGCAUCCUUGAGGGCUUCCCUCAGAUCAUCGCUGCCACCAAGGGAGCGCUGUCCAAACGCAAGCAAGUGGUGCGGGAAGCAUCGGAGGGCAAGGCGGACCAGGACACAGUCGAGCCGAUGAUCCGCCGCAGCGACACCGUCGCCUAUGCCCUGCAGGCCGAGGUCCGCAACUUCGAUGUUGAGAGGCAGAAGGACUUCAACCUCGCCAUCACCAAGUUCCUCACAGAACAAAUUAGCUUCUACCAGAAGGUGGCGGAUCAGCUGCGCGAGAGCCUGGAGAAGUUCCAGUCGAUACGCACGUAGCACGCGGCCACGCACCGCGUGAGGACGCCACACUUAUUCCUCGACUCGCUCAUAGACUCGCCCAUUUUAUAACCCGUCUUCUCUUAAGAAAAUUAUCCCAGGUUUCAGAAAUUAACAAAUGUUCCAUGAGUGAGCUUUCUUCUCCGAUGAAACUUUCUAUCUGGAGCCAAGAGCCUAUUCAAUCUUCUUUAUUAUCUGAUCCUGCAACUUUUGACUAGAAAAUAUUCAUUGCAAUUGAAGUUAUAAAUUGUUAUAGGAGCACGUUUGUAUGCCGGUGAUUAAAGGCCAUUCAAGUUUCUCUCCCUUUGCGGAAUCAGCAAUUUUGAGGCCAGCCUGCCCUCUACUAGGUAGAGGUAGUAUGGUAGAAAUGGUCGCUCCAGCCUGUCCUCUAGUAGGUAGAGGUAGUAAGGUAGAAAUGGUCGCACCAGCCUCCAUUCAAGAAGGUAGUAAUAUAGAAAUGGUUCCGUUGGACAAUUACUAUGAUCACAUUUUCUGAAGCGGUCUAUUGAGAUGAACGUCCCUUGCAUCUAGCCAGUUCAUUUAAAUACGAGAGAGUUUAUCUAAAAUGAAUGAAUCAGCAGCUUAAUUCUUUUGACCUGGCAAUUGCAUUUCAUUGUUGGUGAUCCAAGAAGCGUGUGGUUUGGGAAUUUUGGUGGGAGCUGAUAGUGCAAGAUUCAGGCACCAUUGUAGGACGGUUUAUACCUUAUGAUUUUUCUUAUAACUUCAUGAUUGGUACUUGUCACUCUCGACCAUGAUCAAGUGUAAAAGGUGUCAGCAAAAUUAGCUGGCCUUCUAAUUCAGACAUUGCAUUGUUGAGUGGUCAAAAAGAAACCGAAUUUUCUUUUACAUAAAAUAUUAUUAGACAAACUUGGGGCAUUCGUGCUGCUGUUGAUCAGUGAGGCAUAGUUUUAACUAGCAGUAUCUUUCAACAUUUUGAAUAUACCUACCUACUGCAACAUUGGUAAUAUCCUUCAACAUUUGUAAUAUUCUGCCACAUUUAUUAAGGUUGAUUUCUACACGAUUUCCCUUGUGUCCGUGGAUCGGUGAGUACAUUCGCUCUGUAUCCACGUAUCUCUGUAUACAGUCACUCGCUCUCACCUUUACAAUCGUUAGCGUCAGAACUGACACUGAUGUAAGGAAUAUUAAAAAAUUUAUGUGCAUGAAUUUGUUUAUCGCAGUCUGGGCGUUUGGUUUUGUCCAUGUCUUCCACGUAUGUGUGUCAGUUGACCCACUUGUUGAUCUUGCUUUACAGACCGCCUUAUGUUAUAUGUUGUCCCUGGUAAAGUCUGAGCAAACCGCACGCAUGAUUGUUGAUGAUUCAAGUACUCCGUUUCUUGUUCGUAGUCGUUGUAUUUGAUGCAUUAUUUUAUCAUGUUCUUUAGAAAGGUAUUUUAUAUUCCAAAAUUCGUGCUGCCUCUUUACAAUUUCAGAAGUUUAUUCUAUGUUGCGCUCUUUGCUUUUGAUGUAGUUUGAAUUAUUUAUCAUUGAAAAAUUUUGUUUCGCAUAUGAAAUUUUUAACAUUAUUGCAUGUGAAAUUAUUAUUUUAUCACUCUAUCUCCAUCCCUGUAGAAUUAUUUGCGUUAUAUAUUGCGCUUUUGGUGUUACCUCGUACCUCCUAAUUUCUCUUAGAAUUGUUCAUCUGAGACAAAAUUUUCUUCUCCUCUCGACCUCCUUCAGCUUUUUCCAUCAUUGCUGGGAUAAACGCACGUGAUGAUGCGCACUUUCUGGCAAUGUGCAUUGUUGCUCCAGCGUUCAUACUUGUUGACUUUCUACACACAAUUCCUUUAGUUUCUCUUCUCUAGUCACUCGGCGAAGCGCGUCUCAUUCAAGCUGCUCAUGAAGAAACCUGUCCUGAAGGAUGGGUUUUUAAUGUCCUUUUAAUGAUAUGUAAGUUAUAUCUUUUUCCGCAGUCGUGAAACACACACGACUUCUUUUUAAAGUCGUGUCGGCACCCAUUCAAUUAUUCGCGUUUUAACCAACUCAUUGAGUUCUUCGAUUGUCGUGUAUUUGUGAUCUUUAUAUGUUUAUAUGUGCAUGCAAGAAGCCCCUCUGUUGCCCGCCUUUGAAUUUUUUACCGUGACGAAUUACUAUUCAUAUUUCUUAGGUGUUUGCUUUGCAGCGUCUGCUUUGUCGGCAACGCCGUGUAGUCUUUUAAAUAUGUAUUUAUUUAUUAUUUAUAUGCAAUGGGGACCGGUUAUUGUAAUUGCAUCAUUUACAUUUGUAGCACCGUAUAUACGACACACAAGUUCUUCAUUAUCUGUAGCUUACGGUUUUUUCAAUGUAACCCCAUGGUUAGAGGUAAUAAUAUUUUGAACCAUACCAGAAAACUAUUUAUUUGAGCUUUUUUUUUUUGGUUUGUUGCGCCGUUAUCCUCCCUGUCGACAAAUUAUGGAUAUGUUCCGCAUAGAUCCAUGACAUGAAUAUUAUUUCGCCUAUCCUUCUUCUGUGAUCAUAUUCGAAUUUUGUCUCGGCUCAAUAUACAAGUUUUGGAUUCAUCAAAAGUAUUAAAAGUAGCGAUGCUGUAUAUGUCGUGCAUAAAAAGGGCGAUGUUAUGUCUGCAGUGCAUCAAAUGUAGCGAUGUUGUGUAUGUCGUGCAUAAAAAGGGCGAUUCUGUGCUUGCAGUGCAGCGAAAGUAGCUAUGCACAGCGCAUGGAGAGACUUGAAUUGCUAUCAAGUAUCAACGCUGAUCCAUUGAUCCUGCGCACUUCUCUGGUACACUUAUUUGACUUCUGCUUCUGUAUGGAAAUUCUUCAAUGAUUUUCAGUUGAUUUUAUGCAAGGCUUUACUUGCAGGCGUGCAUAUUUUUCGACGUGUUUACUUCCCUCAGUUAGUUUUAAAUUUUUAUUGUUUCUAAUAUAAUUUUUAUUAUGUGUCCGUGAUUUUAAAGCUGUUUUUACACAUUAUCUAAAGAAUGUAUAAUUUAUAGUCUUAGGUUAGAUUAAGUUUAAGUUCCUUGUGUCUCAGUUCUAUCCUCGCAUUCCAUAAUUACUUUAACUAUACCAAUGAAAUGUGGGAUUUUACCUCAACUGCCUGGCCACAUAAGCUUUUUGCGAUUCCAGUGUAAAAUGGGGCGGGGGGUUUUCUAUAUCCAUGUUCUGAAGUUUACCUUUCCGCGUGCAUAGCAUUUGGUGUGUUCACUAAAUGGUCCAGUAGCGCGAAAAUGCUCGUGAAUCCAGCCAAGCGAUCAUACAAAUACGUGGGUUUUGGGUGGAAAUCAUGAUCGCUUCAAUCCGGAGGUGUGGAGCUUGCAUUACAUGUCCCAACUUGAAGGUGUUUUUGCGGCUGUUUGUGAAUAGUUUUAAUUUCAUGCAGGGUUGAGGACGUACUACAUGGAAGCUUCAUUGCUGUUUAAGGUGAUUUUAAAGUUACUGCAUGGUACUUGAAAAUAGUUUCCAUAUCAACAAUAGGGAGAUGUAAGCCGCUGCAGUAGUCUAUUGCAAGCUAACCCUAUAAUAUAUGAAGACGUAUUGAGUUAGCCAAUGUACUUUAUAUAAGGUAGACGAAUAGAAUAUAUACAGUAAUCCGUCAUGUUCUUCACUUGUAUUGAUUAUGGCGCUAAGUUCAACAAUGCGAAACUUGGUGUCCGCAUGAAAGGUGUACGCAUAAUGACUGCCAUGAACACCGUGUCGUUGAACUUCUGUUAACAGAAGAGAGCCUCCCCCCUUGAAGUGCCUUAAACGCAGCGUCAGUUGUGCAGCUUGGCGGCCUGAUGUCCCGUGCGUCUCUCUUGCUUGUUCUCUUAAAUCUGCGGAGUUGUUUGCAGCGCCUAUAGCUGGGAGGCGAACAUGUUUGUAGACAUUCUCGACUUCCCAAUAUUGGUUACUUUGUAGCUUAGGCUUGUCAUUGGAGAAAAAUUAUAGAACAAAUUUUGUCAUCUUAUACAAAUAUCGUAGGAUAAUGAAUAAUAAUUAGAGACAUGAAUGUACUUAUUCAUACAAAACUUCUGGGGCAUGACGAUGAAAUUGCUAACACCUUCAAUUUGUAUGUAAACUACAAUGAAUUUAUUCGGCGUUUAUUCGGUGAUUGCUUUUAGUUGAAAUAAAAAGAUAAAAGAAUUUAUAUCCUUAUGUUUAUAUCAAUAUGGUGUCAAGCCAGACAGACGCUCAAUGAUCUCGCCGCCUCGAUAAACCAUCUGAUAAAAUGUUUCCUGUUGUACUCAUGCUCUAAAUGAUAGGAGUUGAAUUCAAAUUAUUAUGUGAACUGAAGUAAUGUUUUGUUCAGGUUCUUAAUUCAGAUAGGAUUUUGAGAACAAUUAUCCCCUGAUUAUCUUCCAAAUUUCUUGGUGUAUUCUUUCCAUGUGUUGUAUCAUAAUCCAGCUGUGCGAGUACAUAUAAAGUAAAAGCACAACUUGGUCAUUUUCCACCUUUCCGCUUGAGCCUUCAGCUUUGAUGAAGAUCUUAUAUGUUCUCAAAUGUGAGAAUCGGCCACAAAUUGGUAGUCUGAAUAUAAUAGUUUAGUCGAGGGCAGCUUGAGCAGUUCACUUCCUUCUGUUCCUGAACAAAUCAAGUACUGUUUAGUGUAUCUUACUUCAGUUGUUGCUAUGACAGGUGCUCUGUAUCUUGCUGAUUGUUUCCUCUGUUACGUCAUAACUUUUAAUCCAUACUGAAAAAUCGGAACAGAUUGAUUUAUGAUUGAUUAGUAUAACGUAAAGUGUGUGCAUCAGCUGCUGCUCAAGUGGACGAUGGCAAGAAAAUUUUGCAAGAUCCUGUAAAAAUAUUAUGUUAUUUUUCAGUGACUGUGCCUAACAUCAACGUCAUUUAUGCAUAUGCUGAAGAUUCUGAAAUUUAAAUAAUUUAAGAAAAUUCAUCGGUAUGAGCAAGUUACGUGACCGAUACUAGUGCUGCAGAUCAACUGUCAUAUCAUUUAUGCGUGCUUCACGAGCUCCGUUUUUAGUUUUCCUUGAACGAGUUAAAUAGUAUCAAAUUGUAUACGAGAAUAAAAUUAUUAUAAUUAAUUACUAUUUCAUAAGUGAUGUCAACUUACGUUAUCAUUCGCUGACUCCAAAUAAUUCUGAAAGUUACACACAGUUUCUUUCAAUGCUUCAGAGUUGCGUAUUAUGAUGAGCUUCGGUGGAGAGGGUUUUUUUUUAUCAUUUUGUUAUCAAAUGAGGUUUCUUAUCAAGAUUACUGUAUAAACCUGGAAUAUUUGCUCUGCCAUCGCUCGUAAACCAAGAGCAUUGGUGACAGCCGCGUCAGGAACUAUCUAUGCCUGCUAUGCCUUCCUGCUUCCAAUCCUGAUGGCUUCAGCGCGUUACCCUGAUUAUUAUUUAUUAGUAUUUUUCAUGAGAAAGACGACCAAAGUAUACUAAGACUUUGGACUAUAAAAAUAUUUCUUUCAUUUUCAUCGCUGCCUGAGUCACGUGUUAAAUAUAUCGGCGCAUACGCAAGCCUUUCCUUUUUCGUGAACCCUCGUCUUUCACAUGGUGCAGGAGCUCGACGUUACCUCGGUGGAGCGGUCUCACUUGCGGCAGGAAAUGACAGUUACUUCCAUGUUAAGUUAGGAUCACUCGCUGACUGAGUCGAGAAGUCAUUUAACGCUUAACUUGAAUUGUACAGACGCUGUCGUGAUCUAUUUUGCUUGUGCGAUAUUGAGGGGAAUGUACGAUUCUAGAACAGCUCGUGCAUAUAUAAGAUUUUCACGAAUAAAAUAUUAUUGCCAAGAAAU
Messenger RNA from Hyalella azteca, 7394 nucleotides. RefSeq names its product sorting nexin-18 (gene SH3PX1). The record is from RefSeq and is a predicted model, not a curated record. The coding region runs from base 99 to 1730 and encodes 543 amino acids. Gene Ontology annotation, biological process: endocytosis; plasma membrane tubulation; endosomal transport. The transcript is spliced from 12 exons. NCBI's taxonomy places the organism in Eukaryota, Metazoa, Arthropoda, Malacostraca, Amphipoda, Hyalellidae. Gene Ontology annotation, cellular component: cytoplasmic vesicle; plasma membrane. Gene Ontology annotation, molecular function: phosphatidylinositol binding; protein binding.